GAGGGUGCUACAGGCUACAACAGGUUUUUGUGUAAACAGAGGCUGAGGCGGACACGGACACAUGGCACAGACAAGGUUACGGUCUGGCUUCCCAGCCGAGGGGAGAUUUUCUGCCCUUUACCCGCAAACACAAAGUCUUCUAAGAAUGAAGCAUGGACAACGGAUCUACUACUUAGAAUCUUAGGACCUGACAUUUGCUGGAAUCAAAUUCAGAAGAGAAGAAAUAUUGAACCAUCUUUUUGGCACACAAUUUGGAGUAAUAAAGGACCAUGGAUCUAAGUUACAUUCCUGAAGACUUAUCCAGUUGUCCGAAAUUUGGAAAUAAGUCCUGUCCUCCCACCAACCGCCCGUUGUAUGUCCGAGCGCUAAUGUAUGCUGUUAUGACUGGAGCCAUGGUUAUCACCAUCUUUGGGAACUUGGUUAUAAUGAUUUCCAUAUCCCAUUUCAAACAGCUUCACUCUCCCACAAAUUUUCUGAUCCUCUCCAUGGCAGCGACAGAUUUUUUGCUGGGUUGUGUCAUCAUGCCAUACAGCAUGGUGCGAUCAGUGGAGAGCUGUUGGUAUUUUGGGGAUAGCUUUUGUAAAUUCCAUGCAAGCUUUGAUAUGAUGCUGAGCCUGGCCUCCAUUUUCCACCUCUGCUCCAUUGCUAUCGAUCGAUUUUACGCUGUGUGUUACCCUUUACAUUAUGCGACUACAAUGACCACCUCCAUGAUAAAGCGAUUACUCGCAGUUUGCUGGUCUGCCCCUGCUCUUUUUAGUUUUGGUUUAGUUCUCUCCGAGGCCAAUAUUGCUGGUAUGCAGAGCUAUGAGAUUCUUGUCACUUGCUUCAACUUCUGUGCACUCACUUUCAACAAACUUUGGGGAACAGUAUUGUUCACUACUUGCUUCUUGACUCCUGGCUCUAUCAUGGUUGGUAUUUAUAGCAAAAUCUUUAUUGUUUCCAAGCAACACGCUCAAGUCAUCAGCAGUGUGCCCAAAAACACUAAAGGGGGUUUGAAAAAAAGUCUAUUUAAGAAAAAAGAUAGGAAAGCAGCUAAGACUCUGGGCAUAGUGAUGGGGGUGUUUCUGGCUUGCUGGCUGCCGUGCUUUCUUGCUGUUCUGAUCGACCCGUAUCUGGGCUACUCUACUCCCAUGUUAGUGCUCGAUCUUUUGGUGUGGCUUGGGUAUUUCAACUCUACCUGCAACCCUCUCAUUCAUGGCUUUUUUUAUCCAUGGUUUCGGAAAGCUCUUAAGUACAUAGUGUCAGGAAAAAUAUUUAACUCUCAUUCACAAAGUGCAAAUUUGUUUCCUGAAGGACAGUCAUGAAAAAGCACUUUAAAAAUAAAUAUUGAAAUGGGAAAUUUGGUAUCCUUGGCUGCAGUGUACACUUUCCAUCAGGUCCCUAUAAAGGUUCCCCUACACAAUAUUGGUAUCUCAGUUCUAUAACAUGCUACGAGCUACACAUUUGACCAAUUGGUACUUCAAUCAUUUGUAAAAAAUUAAUUUGCUGUUCAUGUACACUUGUUCUGAUGCUGGAGAGAAAAUGUGUAAGAGAAAUACAUAGUUCGGACCAGGUUGACCUAGAUUUUGAUCCAUGAAACAAUUAAAUGCCAAUAUAAGAAUCAGGAAAAGGGCUGGGGAUUUAGCUCAGUGGCCUAAGCGCCUAUCUGGCAAGCACAAGGUUGUGAGUUUGAUUCACUGUAUCAAAAAAAAAAAAAAAAAAAAAAAGAAUCAGGAAAAUAAAAUGCUGAUGGUUUUGACUCUACUUGCUUUCACUGUUGGAAUUUGGGAAAGAGAAGAUCUUUUGGUCAGUGUGAACUUUCACUAAUAAUGCUUUCUAGGAUGCUGACACAUUUCUCUUAAAUAUCUUAAAUGCUUUCAUUGCGAGGCCCUUCCCCAACCCCCAGCCUCUCCACUGGCUCUGUGCUCUGCAUUACAAUGCCACCUCUGCCCAGAGUCCCAGUGGCAUUUUAUCAAGGGGAAGCAGUUGCAAGAAAUCAGUAGGUCUCCUGGUCACUUCUUUCUGGGCUGCUCUGUCAGGCGUGGUGGUGGCUGCCUGCCCUUGCUAUCCAUAGAUUCUAGACCGCAUGUUGCUGGCUUCCUAACAAGAGUUGCCCAGUCACCAUGGUAACAGUCCCUCUAUUAAAUCCUCCAAAAUCAACCCGGCCAGCUGCACCAUCUGCUUCCCACUUCAUAUCUGACCAAUGCAGAUUUUCCCUGGUCCAAGAUGAAGUUUUAAAUUCCUCCCAAAACCCUCCAG
Messenger RNA from Cavia porcellus (domestic guinea pig), 2238 nucleotides. RefSeq names its product trace amine-associated receptor 3. The coding region runs from base 270 to 1304 and encodes 344 amino acids. The record is from RefSeq and is a predicted model, not a curated record. Lineage: Eukaryota; Metazoa; Chordata; Mammalia; Rodentia; Caviidae. Gene Ontology annotation, cellular component: membrane. The transcript is spliced from 3 exons. Gene Ontology annotation, molecular function: trace-amine receptor activity. Gene Ontology annotation, biological process: G protein-coupled receptor signaling pathway.